This is a messenger RNA of Hevea brasiliensis (rubber tree), 1906 nucleotides long. Its product is annotated as E3 ubiquitin-protein ligase RGLG2. The record is from RefSeq and is a predicted model, not a curated record. NCBI's taxonomy places the organism in Eukaryota, Viridiplantae, Streptophyta, Magnoliopsida, Malpighiales, Euphorbiaceae. The coding region runs from base 369 to 1643 and encodes 424 amino acids. The transcript has 11 exons.
ACAAGAAAAAGAAAAAAGAGUAGACUAGACUUUAUUUUUGGCAUAAAAUUUCCAUGUGGGUCUAUGACUUUUGAUUAAUAGUGUUGCAUUCAGAAUAAUUUUCUUGAAAGCUUCUGUAUUGAUGAUGUGAAGUUUCCCCAUUUUCUUUUCAAUUUGGGUUACUCGGUUUUGACUUUGACCCUUACUUGUUUUUUCAAGAUUAUUAUGUACAAUCUCAGGAAAACAUUCCUUUUUACUGCGUGAUCUGCACUGGGAUUCAGCAUUUCAGUUUGUUUGCAAUUGACUUCUUUGAUUAGAGGGCAGAAGUUAGGCUUCAUUAAAGAUAGUUCAUCCAGUUUGUGAAGCAUCUGAAAGUUGGGGAUCUGAUUAUGGGAAGCAAACAGUCAAGGCAUCAGGAUCACUACCAGCAUGAUUCGUACAAUUAUGGGGCUCCAUCACUCCCAAGCUAUCCACCGUACUCGUCUCAUUCUUCAAGGUAUAUUGAUCAUGAUGGAAGAAGCAAGCUGCAGUCAAGGUAUUCAAGAAUUGGUGAUGAUUACUACUCCCUAGAACAGGUGACACAAGCUCUUGCACAAGCUGGUUUGGAAUCUUCCAAUCUUAUUGUGGGCAUUGAUUUCACAAAAAGCAAUGAGUGGACUGGCGCACGGUCUUUCCAUAGGAAGAGUCUGCAUCACCUUGGGGAUUUCCCGAAUCCUUAUGAACAAGCAAUAUCAAUAAUUGGAAGAACACUUUCUCAUUUUGAUGAGGAUAACCUUAUUCCUUGUUAUGGUUUUGGUGAUGCCAGCACUCAUGACCAAGAAGUUUUUAGUUUCCACCCAGAAGAUAGGCCAUGUAAUGGAUUUGAGGAAGUAUUGAGUCGUUAUAGAGAAAUAGUUCCAAAUGUUCGUUUAGCUGGACCAACAUCUUUUGCUCCAAUCAUUGAAACUGCAAUUGGAAUUGUGGACAAUAGUGGUGGUCAGUAUCAUGUUCUCAUGAUCAUUGCUGAUGGGCAGGUUACAAGAAGUGUAGAUACAGGUCACGGACAGUUGAGUCAUCAGCAGCAUAGCACCAUUAAUGCUAUUGUAAAAGCAAGUGAGUAUCCGUUGUCAAUAGUACUGGUCGGAGUAGGUGAUGGGCCAUGGGACAUGAUGCAGAAAUUUGACGACAACAUUCCUUCUCGAGCUUUUGAUAAUUUCCAGUUUGUGAAUUUCACAGAAAUUAUGUCAAAAAACAUCUCAAUGUCUAAGAAGGAGACAGAGUUUGCUCUAGCUGCACUAAUGGAAAUACCAUCACAAUACAAAGCUACAAUAGGUCUCCAUCUCCUAGGCUGCCAAAGAGGAACUCCAAAGAGGUAUCCUCUUCCUCCUCCACUUGGAAUCAGUUUGGUGAGUGCCUAUCCAAAGCAUAGAGGGCCAAGCAGCAAUGAACAGACAAUGGAACUUGAUUAUGAUUUUUCUGGCCUCGCCGUGGAUCAUUCUUCACAGAGUUGGAGUUGUCCCGUGUGUUUAUGGAAUAAGAAAGAUCUUGCAUUUGGAUGUGGACAUCAGACAUGUUAUGAUUGUGGAAGGGUCUUGAACUUGUGCCCCAUUUGCCAAACCUACGUAAUCACUAGGAUAAGACUGUACGAUCAGAUUAAGCAGCCUGUUCAGAACUUGCCAGGAUAAACGUAGUUGAAAGUUCAGAAACCUGACAGGAUAAAGCAUUGGUGGAUUGGCCAAUCUGCAUAUCUAAAACCAUCUUUAAGUAGAUGUCAAAGAACCGAAUAGUUUUGUUUGAUUAUGCUUAUUCCUCAGGAAUCGAGAGCGAUUGUAUUAGUGAUAUAAGACGUAUACCCUCGACCUACUAGCUUAAUAUUUUAGGUUCAAUAGCUUGUGAACUUGAAAGUCUUUCUUAAGCAAUCUAGAUCGCCAUGAUAAACCAUUUCAUA